GUAACCCAACAGAAGGUCAAGGUUGGAGAGGACAUAUCAAGUACUAUACUAUACUGUGGCUUAAUUGCAAACAACGGAGCUGCUUUAAAUCAAGAGAUGACCAGACUCUCGUGGCUUUGUGUUUCGGAAAGACCCACUAAAGAAACACAAGUUUCCACCAGCUCACUUUGGCAAUGUGGGUGUGGCUAUCAUAUGUGCACUGACCCUGGCUACAUGUGCGUAUCACAGAAGAGGCUAUGCUUCUACUAUUCUCCAUACCUCUUUGGCAUCUAAGUACCAGUGGCUUGAUAGAGGCACACCCUGGAUUAGAGCUCUUGCAGACAGACUGACAUACCCCAGAAUCUAGGACCAGCUGCAUACUGUCGUAUCUUCCCCAUGCAUGACCCUAACUACAUUGAUUUCCCUGUACGACCAAUGUCAACAUAAGACUGCCGACCCAACUUUGAACGAUCAAACCUCUCUAGAUAGAAAAAAAGUGCAUUGUCUGCUUCAUCAUGGAUUCUGAAGAGCUGGCAACUCUUACAGCAGAAUAUGUGAACAAGCAAAGCUGUCGACGCCCACUUGAUUAUACAAUGACUGUGAGGUUUUCACUUUCUGGAACUGUCAACGAGCUUAUGGAGCAUUUAAGUGCUAGCUACAAUGGCCUACAAAGUAGCACUGGAAAAGAGCUUUACUUGUUGACCAAACAUAAGGAAGUGAGGCUGGACAGAAACAAGUACUCCACACUGUCAGAUAUUGGAGUUCAAAACAACGCUCACAUUGAACUAAGGGGAUAUCGGCCGAUUAGUAAAAAGCACUAUGUCUACCCUCUUGUGGUUAUAGACCCAGCAGGAAAAGAAAUAACCUUGCAGGUUACAAACAGAACUGAUUUAAUGACUCUCAAACAUAAGCUUCAAAACAAAACUGGCAUUCGUGCAUCUGAAAUUUCACUUUAUUUUAAAGGUAAACCUUUACCCAAGAGCCAUGCACUAACUGUUGAGUUGUAUGGUGGAAGAUCAUCAAGAAAGCAGCUUAAAAUGAAACUUGUUGGUAGGCAUCUGAGGGAUUCCUCUUUGACUGUUACAGGUGCCAGACUGGCUGAGAAAGAUGGUGCCUAUAGAGUGCCAAGUGAACAUCUUCAAUGCACACUGUCAGCAGAUCAAAACAAUAUUCCUGUGGAUUUACCAUCGUCUCAGUCUACCGAUUUUUCUCGAGACCUUGUAGUGUCUACAAUUGGAUUUCUUGAUUUGAGCAGGCAAAAAUUUAACUUGUUCAGGUUGGCGUUACGACUAGGAAUUCCACAAGGUGACUUGCAAGCAAUUGAAGCAAAUUUCCGUAACGACUUAGAAGGCUGCAAAUUACGAAUGUUUUUGAAAUGGAAAGAAAGAAAUGGUGAUGAUGCCACCUGGAAAAAGCUGAUUGAUGCUGUAUUGGAAGAGGGUAACAAAGAAUUUGUAAGCAUCAUAAAAAACAUAGCAUGUGUUCAAAAGAACUCCGAGUCAGAUACGAAAUUGUGUGAUUAAGACUCAGCAACGAAUAGUCGACACUCCGGAAAUUACUCAUCAAGUCCUUAAAUGUUGCUGUUCAUUUUUAUUCAUUGUCAACAUAAUUAUAACGACUAGAAAAACAUUUGCAAUGUGAAAAAUUGCUAGGAUUGGCCAGGGGAACCACAAAAAAGCGUGGGAACAAGAAAUCAGACGAGAGCAUAACUCCAAUCCGUUACAACGUCAAUCACAUGUACUGGUAGUUUUCCCAGCCAAUAUGCCACGCAAUUUUUACUGGUGGAGUGAUGACCAAUCCCUAUAUAUAUUUAUUAUACAUCCAUUUUGGAAUGUGGGGCACAUAAUCAUGAUGAUUUGUGAUGAAUUAAUGUUCCUAAUACAUGCAGUGUUGAGCACAGGUAUACACACAGUCCAUCCAUGCGUAGUAACAUGCACGGACCGUACUGGUGACUUGCAUGGAUUGAUGUGGUGGAUGGAAGCUGAUAGAUGGAUCUGGAACACAGUCUAUUACUUAAUAUACUAUGUAUUGUACAUGUUCAUGACGUUGUAACGGAUUGGAGUUAUGCUCUCGUCUGAUUUCUUGUUCCCACGCUUUUUUGUGGUUCCCCUGGCCAAUCCUAGCAAUUUUUCACAUUGCAAAUAUUUUUCUAGUCGGAUUCCCUUUCUUUUUCAGUACAGUUUACGUAUCAUGACAUGCAUAAGUGGAACGUCAAGAGGCAGUACAGAAGUUUAAGAAGAGAAGACAGGACUAUAAUCAAAUAUCUUCUAGAAUAUCUCUGGACUAAUAAUUAUAGUAUAAAUGAGUAAUAUUGCUUGAUAUGUUGAAUUUGUGAAUCAGUAUUAAAUGACAGCCAUUUUAAGAGCAUGAUAUCUAGCCAGUGCAUAUAGCAUGCCUGUCAGAGAAAGGGAGCUAGAGCUGAACAGUGUGAAGAAAAGCAACACCUCAGGCUCUGGAAAAGCACUGCUGAUUUUAGGCGCACGGUUUAUUAGCCACGCCUAUCAAUUGCCACAACGCAAUUGCUGAGUCAUUAAAGAUGGCGGAAUUGUCUAGGUAUAUAAGAGAAAUAGAGACUGAGAGGUCAUCUGCCUUGUGGAAGCAAUCGCAAAUCUGAAGAAGCGCUUUGUAAUCCAGGUUGUAGUCGUUUGGAAACCCUGUGCAGAAUGUCCUGGAGAUGGCUGUACUUGGAGCAAAUGCUGGGCAAGAAACUUACUUACUUACUUACUUAGUCAGUCAGACAAAGAGUGGUGAAACUUCGAAAUAGUGCAAUUUUUAAAAUGAAAAUAUUUCAUUCAUUAAAAUGUUCAUGGAUUAUGAAAUGAGAGAUACAAAAAGAGAAAAGGCUAAAUAAACUAUCUGUCUAGCCAGUUCCUUGAUGUGGCCUUUCCCUGCAGAGAUAGAACAGUUUGAACAUGAGUCAAAAUAAUUGAAAUAUUGCUAAAUACGGGCAAACCCACUGCCAAUCCUAUGUAAAACCUACUGGUUUUACUAAUAAUUAUUAUACAACUCAUUUUGACAACUAUAAUUAUAGUCAUGUUGUCUAAAAUUAUUAUUAUUAUUAUUAUUUUAGAACAAUGUACAACUAAUGAAUUAAGGCCUUAUUUUUAGGCAUAGAUAGAGUAGAGAGGGAUUGGAAACGGAAGUACCCUCAAAGUACCAGGGCUAUAAACAUGAAUAAUUCAUGAGAAUUGUUUUGCUCUCUGUAAAAAGUCCACGAGCAGUUCUGCUGCUAAACAUCAACUUUCAUCUCAUACUCGAGGCCAUUUGGGACACAGGACACUAUAUUUAGCUACACAGCCUUAGCUAUAUCAUAUGACAGUACACCUAUAGACACUCUUGGUAUAAUUAAUAUUACUGAUUUAGAUGUUUACACUUUGUUAACUUCUCUUAAUCCAACUAAAGCUCAAGGUAUUGAUGGAAUUGGACCAAAAAUACUUCGAUCCUGCGCACCUGCUCUGUAUGUAGUUAUUCACCACCUCUUCACUAUGUCACUAUGGUAUUGCAAAAUUCCAUUUGAAUGGAAAGUCCACUGCAUCGUGCCUAUUUAUAAAUCAGGUGACAAAAGCUCAGUCACAAAUUACAGACCCAUCUCACUGCUUUGCUGAAUCUCAAAAGUUCUGGAGCGCUUA
Molecule: messenger RNA, 3608 nt
Organism: Halichondria panicea
Lineage: Eukaryota; Metazoa; Porifera; Demospongiae; Suberitida; Halichondriidae
Exons: 8
Coding region: 495-1502 (335 amino acids)
Biological process (GO): signal transduction
Molecular function (GO): protein binding
Source: RefSeq, a predicted model, not a curated record